AUGUUUGGAAAACGCGUUCGCUUUGCUACUUCAGUAUAUUCGGAUGAUCAGGACUCGGUCACCAGUGCUACUUCUUACAGCAGCUAUGACAAUUCCUCUGACUCCUACAGACCCUCGUGCAGCAACUCUCCGGAGAUAGCAAAACACAAAUUCGAAGGGCCACUCGCCUGGUGGAGUGGAUACACACCGUUAGACUCAUGGAUUCCGCCCAUGCCUUCCCAGAUACCGAGGUUUAAGGGACUGAUCGGAGUGGAACCUUAUAUAAGGUUCAAACAAUAUAAAUUGGCUGACGAGGUACGGUUAAGCCAAGAGUGGACAAACGAUCCCAUCGCAAACAGGGACAUAAGAUACGACAUGUGCUUCUUAGGAGAAUUUGAUGAAGUUACAAGCAUGCUAGCAGAUAUCCAUGUCCUUGACAUGCUUCAUGGUCCUGCCGUUACUCGAACGGCCGGUCCACGAUCCCAAGGACUCACGAACUUGGACCAGUCGCCUCUCAGUUACAUACAGGAGAAUGGCGCUUGGAUGGAACUAAUCGGCGGCAUAGCUGCGGAUGACAUCGCCAGAUCACCGACAACGGACCCUUAUGACUGCGGUUGGGAGAUAAAUUCGGCUGCCGAAUAUAUCGCUCCGGGCUUGUUCUCAGCAGAGCAAGUAGAUCUGUACGACUGCGGAUGGGAGGAUCACAUGGACGUCGAAACGUCGGGAGUGAAGGACUUUCCCCGAGACUUUGGAUGGGAGGAUGAUUCGAAGAAGGACGGUCCGGCAAAGAGUCUGCCGAUGGGUGAGGAAGAAGAUGCCUACGACUGCGGAUGGGAGGAUGCUAUGGAGAUCCAACCCGCAGCCUCAUCGAUGACUCUCGGCGACGAAGAAGAUCCAUAUGACUGUGGAUGGGGGGAUCAGCAAAAUGAUACCGCAGCGCCCAUAUCCAGUGCUGCAACGGAGGACCUGUAUGAUUGCGGAUGGGAGGACGAAGAGGAUGCCAACCGUGUGUCCGAGGUCGCGAAUCUCGAGGACCCUUAUGACUGCGGAUGGGGAAAUGAUGAUACCGACAACCUGGAUGUUGUAUCCAGGAAUGACCCUUCAAGCAAACAAUUGGGUCGCCGGAUGGAUAGUCCGACACCGAUGUACGGGCUCGAUAUAAUCGACCUAACAUCGUCAUCUGCAUCUCAUAGAUCAGAAAGCAAUAAAAGAUACCAGCCGAUGACUAUAGAGAUACCGGAAGUCAUCGACCUGACGUCGGACACUGGAUCGUCUUCACAUAUGGUGUCCCAACUCAACACUUUUCAGGAGGCUGGGAAUGAGGAUGCACAGAAUAUGGUCACGGAUAAUCCCUCUGGCACACCAAACCAAUUUCCGGCAGGCGUGUUGAGGGCGAACCGGAGGCUCAUUGUUGCAUAUGGAGAAGCACGGGACAGAGUGACGGAGCUCGGUGAGGAUGUUGUUGCAAUCUACCGAUUGCUGGACAUCCACAGGCGCAUUAUGGAUCUGUUGGAUGCUAUGAUAACACACCUUCAGCAAGGUGAUGAGUAG
Molecule: messenger RNA, 1530 nt
Organism: Suillus fuscotomentosus
Lineage: Eukaryota; Fungi; Basidiomycota; Agaricomycetes; Boletales; Suillaceae
Exons: 8
Coding region: 1-1530 (509 amino acids)
Source: RefSeq, a predicted model, not a curated record